AUGAGAUUGAUAAGUGGAGUCAACAAAACUCAGCCGACUGCCGGCUAUCCGUCACGUUCCAUAGCUCUUCUCGAGAAGCUGCAUCAAUCAGAUCAACAUGUAGAUGAGGAACAACGAAGCCAGAAGGCUCAAACUAAACUCCGCAUCUUGGUAGUUGGUGCAGGUCUUGGAGGCUUAGCCACAGCGGUCGCCCUCGCCCGUCAAGGCAACGAGGUCGUUGUUUUAGAGCAAGCAUCAGUGCUGGGAGAGGUUGGUGCCGGCAUACAGAUCCCUCCAAACUCAGCCCGACUGCUUCUGAGAUGGGGCAUUGGUCCUUACCUCGACGAAUACGCCAUCAAGCCGGAGAGUAUGACCUUUCGGAGAUGGGAGAAUGGCGAAGCUAUUGGAUACACGAAACUGGGUGCCGAUUUUGAAAAGACAUAUGGAUCAUCUUACUUCGUCAUUCAUCGCGCUGACUUACACCGUGCUCUUCACCGCAUGGCCAUUGAUCUUGGAAUCACCGUUGUUACUGGGAGUAAAGUCACCGAAUACAACGAGGCAGUGCCAUCAGCCACAACGUUUGAUGGACGCGAAUACACCGCUGAUCUCAUCGUCGCGGCGGAUGGUGUUAAGUCCUGUGCGCGUGCAGUUGUACUUGGUGGUCAGGACCUACCACCCCAAAAGACUGGCUUCGCUGCCUAUCGUGCUACUGUCGACACUGAGGUCAUGAAGGCUGACAAGGAUACAUCGUGGCUACUGAGGAGACCAGGUAUCAAUAUCUGGAUUGGAGAAGACCGUCACGUCAUGACUUACAGUAUUGCCGGUGGUAACUCAUUUAACAUGGUUCUCUCCCACGUUGACCAUUCGUCACCAAGUACAUGGAACGCCGAAAACGCCCUGCAAGACAUGCGAGACUCAUUCCACAACUGGGAUCCCAAGUCAAUUAGUAAAGUGAUCAACAUGAUUGAGCACACUAUCAAAUGGCCUCUGAUGAGCGGUCCUCGACUACAGACCUGGGUAUCGAAGAGUCAAAAGCUCUUAAUUCUUGGUGAUGCUGCUCAUGCAAUGGUUCCUUACAUGUCCCAGGGAGCUGCAAUGGCUGUUGAAGAUGGUGCGGCUCUAGCUGCUGCAAUUUCAAAGGUCAAGCAUAUCGAAGAGAUCCCAGAUGCAUUGCGUGUGUUCCAAGAUGAGAGAAUGGGGCGAAGCUAUGGCAUGCAAGCUGCCAGCCUGGUCAAUGGUAGAUUAUGGCACUUCCCAGAUGGCCCACUCCAACAGGCUAGGGACCAGGGAAUGAGGGCUGAAGUAGAGGGAAAGCCUUUCGUCGAGAGUACAAACCAGUGGAGUGACCCGAUCACUCAGCUUUGGGCAUAUGGGUAUGAUGCAGAGAAGGCUAUCGGGGAACGUUUGAGGACCGAAAAGGCUUACUUGUAA
Molecule: messenger RNA, 1410 nt
Organism: Fusarium venenatum
Lineage: Eukaryota; Fungi; Ascomycota; Sordariomycetes; Hypocreales; Nectriaceae
Source: RefSeq, a predicted model, not a curated record